Molecule: messenger RNA, 711 nt
Organism: Closterium sp. Naga37s-1
Lineage: Eukaryota; Viridiplantae; Streptophyta; Zygnematophyceae; Desmidiales; Closteriaceae
Source: the annotation of a GenBank genome assembly
AUGGCCCCGCGCCGCCAGCCAGUCAGCGCGUUGGACCUGCGGUUGCGUCUGUCGGCAUUGCUCUUCGUCAUCGCGCAUAGCGUCCUUCCGCCCGCGUGCCUCGCCGCGCCUCCGCCCGAACACUCGCCGGCGGGGGAGGCGGCGAAGCUCCUGGCGUUCCUGGAGCAGCCCGACGGGCAGUUCACGCACUUCGCCGCGGCGCUCAAGCGCACAGAGGUGCCGUCACUCCUGCGCGAGUCCCUGGCCAACGGCACGCGCUUCACGCUGCUCGCGCCCACGGAUUCCGCCUUCGCGCGCCUCGCGGCGGAGCACCCGCGGCUGUGCGCCGAUGCCGACUCGCGCCUCACCGUCGCCGCCACGCACUUCGUCGGCGGGCGCUUCCCCUUCUCGCGUAUCGCGCUCAAGGCGCCGGGAUUCGAGUUCCGCACAGAGGGAGUGGACCUGGUGCGCUUGCCCGACGCCCCCCUGGAGCAAGGCAAGCGGCGCGUGCUACUGGCUGUCAAGGACGCCCCUCUUGCUUCACCCGCCGGUGCUGGAAAAUCAGACCUAGGGGUGGUGGUGGGGCAAGGGUCUGCUGCGGCGGAGAGUGCUAAGGAGUUAGCAGCGAGGGCACAUGUGGUACGACCAAACGCGCUGAUUUCCCGCCGGAUAGUGGUGCAUGGUAUCGAUGCAGUUCUCGCUCCAAAUUACGUGCUUGACUGUCAACAUUAG